AAGCAGAUCUUCCCCCUUCGGUUUAGUCGGGCUUCAGUGCUAGUUUUGUGUGGGUUUCCCCCCUUCCAUAGUGACCAUGGCAUCCAUCACCUCCCUGCGUACCCUCUGCUGCGUUGUGAGAUCUCAGGUCCGUGCCCUUCACUGCACUCCCUGCCGGAAUGAAGCAGUCAUCAUUUCUGGCAGAAAGCUGGCAAGGCAGAUCCGCCAGGAGGCCCGACAUGAGGUGGAACAGUGGGUGGCAGCUGGCAACAAGAGGCCACACCUCAGCGUAGUUCUGGUUGGAGAAAAUCCCGCCAGCCACUCAUAUGUGCUUAACAAGACCAAAGCUGCUGCGGAUGUGGGUAUAAGCAGUGAAACCAUUCUUAAACCAACAUCCAUCACAGAAGAGGAACUGCUAGAUCUGAUCAGCAAGCUAAACAAUGAUAAUAAAGUGGAUGGUCUCUUGGUACAGCUCCCCCUACCAGAACAUAUUGAUGAGAGGAAAGUCUGUAAUGCGGUGACCCCAGAUAAAGAUGUUGAUGGCUUUCAUGUAGUAAAUGUUGGGCGGAUGUGCCUAGACCAGUAUUCAAUGCUACCUGCCACUCCCUGGGGCGUGUGGGAGAUCAUUAAGAGAACAGGAAUUCCCACCCUUGGAAAGAAUGUAGUGGUAGCUGGUAGAUCCAAAAAUGUGGGAAUGCCCAUUGCCAUGCUGCUUCACACUGAUGGGGGACACGAGCGACCUGGGGGUGACGCAACUGUAACAAUCUCUCACCGUUACACCCCUAAGGAGCAGCUGAAGAUGCACACUAAACUUGCUGAUAUUGUAGUCGCAGCUGCAGGUAUUCCCAACCUCAUUACAGCUGAUAUGAUAAAGGAAGGAGCAGCUGUUAUUGAUGUUGGAAUAAACAGAGUGCAGGAUCCAGUCACUGGCAAACCCAAACUUGUAGGAGAUGUGGAUUUUGAAGGUGUAAGAAAGAAAGCAAGUUACAUCACUCCAGUUCCCGGGGGAGUUGGUCCCAUGACAGUCGCUAUGCUGAUGAAGAACACAAUCAUUGCUGCUAAGAAAAUGCUGAAAUCUACGGAGCUCCAGGCACUUGCCGUUUAACAUCCGCUCCAUCAUAUUUAUGACUUUACAUUCCAAACCCACUCCCAUGAACAGGCCGAAGAAAAAUGCAAUAUUUUGUAUUUAUUGUAGAGAAGCCAGUGGCUUCGGAGGUGAAGAUAUUUAUUUGGAGCAGAGUAUUACCUGCUCACUAUACACAGCAGAGAAAAGCUUGAUCUGCAAAGACAUAUGUGGUUAGUGACUGUUACUAGUUACUGUUACAAAUGCAUAAGCCAAAGUUAAUGCUUAGUACUGAGCGUGUUAGAGAGAGCAGAUGGUUGUUACCUUGCUGUGCUGGAGAUAAAAUGAAAAUGCUGCUCUACAUAAUAGGAUUCUGACAGUGGCUUUGUUAGUAACUGCAAAGGAAUAAAAUACUGGGUCUAAAAUAUAUACAGGUUCGUGUGCUUGUGCUCUUGUCCUAGAAAUCGCAAGGAGUCUAUAGAAGCAAAAGCAUGUACUUGAAUAAUUUAAGCAAAUCAGGUUGCCAAAUUGCUAGCAGAAAAAGAUCACUUACAUGUCUAACUAUUUGGCAUGUUGAAAAUACUGUAAUAUGAAAUUGGGAUAUGACAUAUUAUCCCGAUUAGCUUGUGAUCUAACUCAGUGUGUUGUAAAUUGAAUACAGAUACAUAUAUAUGAUUUGCCAGUGAAGUUUAGCCAUGUGCAACCUUUGCAGACCUGUAUUAUCUGAGUUCUACACAACCUGCCUGCAUCAGUUAUCAGCUGCUAAUGCUUGUGGUUUUUGAGAGCUCUUGGGUUUAUUUUAAGAACCCACCCUCAUAUAUAUUUUUACAUGUUUUUUAUGAUUUGUAAUAUACAUUGAAUGGAGAAUGUCAACAGCUGAUCAGCAACUGAUUGUGAAGGGAGGAAUUCUGUGAAACACCAAACAGAUAAUCCCUGUGUUGAUGUGUGAUUUGUAAGAUGCCUGCUCUUUCAUUUGUUUGAAUGAAAUGCAGGUACCAUUUUGACAUCAAUUAAAAUUUUAAUUCCCUG
Molecule: messenger RNA, 2071 nt
Organism: Bombina bombina (fire-bellied toad)
Lineage: Eukaryota; Metazoa; Chordata; Amphibia; Anura; Bombinatoridae
Gene: MTHFD2
Product: methylenetetrahydrofolate dehydrogenase (NADP+ dependent) 2, methenyltetrahydrofolate cyclohydrolase
Exons: 8
Coding region: 77-1084 (335 amino acids)
Biological process (GO): tetrahydrofolate interconversion
Cellular component (GO): mitochondrion
Molecular function (GO): methylenetetrahydrofolate dehydrogenase (NADP+) activity; methenyltetrahydrofolate cyclohydrolase activity; methylenetetrahydrofolate dehydrogenase (NAD+) activity
Source: RefSeq, a predicted model, not a curated record